GUACUGCGGACAUAAUUGUUGAUGGCGUUGGUGGUUUACCUCAGGUAAAGAAGAAGGAUAAGAAAAAGCCGGUUAAAAAAGAAGUUAAACCUGCUAAAGAGGAUGCCAAGGAAAAGAAAGUUUCAAAGCAGCUUGCCAAAAUCAAGGAGGAAAUCGCCAGAAGGAGGGAGGAAGAAGAGCGCGCACGGCGUGAAGCUGAGGAAGAAGAACGGAGGUUAGAGGAGGAAAGGCGGAAGGAGGAGGAGAAAGAAGCUAGAGAACGGGAGUUACGGGAACGUAGGAAGCAAAAGGAGAAAGAGCGAAAACUGAGAUUAAAGGAAGAAGGUCGGUUGCUAAGUGAAAAACAGAAAGAGGACCGUCGGAAAGUUCUUGAGCUAAUGCAGUCUCGAGGCAUAGAUGUUCCAAGCGAUGUCAUGGAGAUAGAGAAGAAGAAACCUCAGUAUGCAAAAUUGAAAAAGCGCGGAACAGCUGCUCAAAAAACAGAUGACAUUAACGAACCUCAGUUUGAAGACAAUGUUACUCUUCAGAGCAGUCCUGAUGAGGAAGUAGUGUCUACUUGGGAAAUUUUGGCCGAUGCGCUGGAUAAACGAGUAAAUAAGGGUUCUGUUGAUAAUGGUUAUCACGUAAAUGACUUUGACGCAUCUGCGAACAGUGGACCAUUGCGCAGUGAACCCACAGAAACCUUUAGCCACAGUGAGGUUCAGCUUUCUGAGGAGGAGAAGGAACGCCUAAUUGAAGCGGCUAAGAACUCUAUCAAAGAAAGGCAUGCGAUUUUCGAGGCGAACCGAAGUGAGGAAAAUUUGCGAGCUGGAGUCAUUUGCGUCUUGGGACAUGUCGAUACCGGAAAAACUAAGAUCCUAGAUAAACUGAGAAAUACUCACGUACAAGAUCGGGAAGCCGGCGGUAUCACACAGCAAAUAGGAGCCACGAAUGUUCCGUUGGAGAAUAUCAUAGCUGCUACUGCAAUGUGUAGCUAUUUUCCAGCUAAUCGACUUAGACUACCUGGUAUGUUGAUAAUCGACACUCCGGGGCACGAGUCAUUCAGCAAUUUACGAGUCCGUGGAUCGUCUCUCUGUGAUCUAGCCAUCUUAGUAGUUGAUUUGAUGCACAGUCUUGAAGAGCAGACGAAGGAAUCUAUCCGCAUAUUACGUUCUCGUAAGACACCUUUCAUAGUUGCUUUAAACAAAAUUGAUCGAUUGUAUGGAUGGAAAUCAUCUCCUAAUGUCGAUGUACAAACAACCUUGGGACUACAGGACUCGAUGACGAAGAACGAUUUUGACGAUCACCUCAGGAAGGCCCUGGGGGGGGGGGGGGGGGGGGGGGGGGGGGGGGGGGGGGGGGGGGGGGGGGGGGGGGGGGGGGGGGGGGGGGGGGGGGGGGGGGGGGGGGGGGGGGGGGGGGGGGGGGGGGGGGGGGGGGGGGGGGGGGGGGGGGGGGGGGGGGGGGGGGGGGGGGGGGGGGGGGGGGGGGGGGGGGGGGGGGGGGGGGGGGGGGGGGGGGGGGGGGGGGGGGGGGGGGGGGGGGGGGGGGGGGGGGGGGGGGGGGGGGGGGGGGGGGGGGGGGGGGGGGGGGGGGGGGGGGGGGGGGGGGGGGGGGGGGGGGGGGGGGGGGGGGGGGGGGGGGGGGGGGGGGGGGGGGGGGGGGGGGGGGGGGGGGGGGGGGGGGGGGGGGGGGGGGGGGGGGGGGGGGGGGGGGGGGGGGGGGGGGGGGGGGGGGGGGGGGGGGGGGGGGGGGGGGGGGGGGGGGGGGGGGGGGGGGGGGGGGGGGGGGGGGGGGGGGGGGGGGGGGGGGGGGGGGGGGGGGGGGGGGGGGGGGGGGGGGGGGGGGGGGGGGGGGGGGGGGGGGGGGGGGGGGGGGGGGGGGGGGGGGGGGGGGGGGGGGGGGGGGGGGGGGGGGGGGGGGGGGGGGGGGGGGGGGGGGGGGGGGGGGGGGGGGGGGGGGGGGGGGGGGGGGGGGGGGGGGGGGGGGGGGGGGGGGGGGGGGGGGGGGGGGGGGGGGGGGGGGGGGGGGGGGGGGGGGGGGGGGGGGGGGGGGGGGGGGGGGGGGGGGGGGGGGGGGGGGGGGGGGGGGGGGGGGGGGGGGGGGGGGGGGGGGGGGGGGGGGGGGGGGGGGGGGGGGGGGGGGGGGGGGGGGGGGGGGGGGGGGGGGGGGGGGGGGGGGGGGGGGGGGGGGGGGGGGGGGGGGGGGGGGGGGGGGGGGGGGGGGGGGGGGGGGGGGGGGGGGGGGGGGGGGGGGGGGGGGGGGGGGGGGGGGGGGGGGGGGGGGGGGGGGGGGGGGGGGGGGGGGGGGGGGGGGGGGGGGGGGGGGGGGGGGGGGGGGGGGGGGGGGGGGGGGGGGGGGGGGGGGGGGGGGGGGGGGGGGGGGGGGGGGGGGGGGGGGGGGGGGGGGGGGGGGGGGGGGGGGGGGGGGGGGGGGGGGGGGGGGGGGGGGGGGGGGGGGGGGGGGGGGGGGGGGGGGGGGGGGGGGGGGGGGGGGGGGGGGGGGGGGGGGGGGGGGGGGGGGGGGGGGGGGGGGGGGGGGGGGGGGGGGGGGGGGGGGGGGGGGGGGGGGGGGGGGGGGGGGGGGGGGGGGGGGGGGGGGGGGGGGGGGGGGGGGGGGGGGGGGGGGGGGGGGGGGGGGGGGGGGGGGGGGGGGGGGGGGGGGGGGGGGGGGGGGGGGGGGGGGGGGGGGGGGGGGGGGGGGGGGGGGGGGGGGGGGGGGGGGGGGGGGGGGGGGGGGGGGGGGGGGGGGGGGGGGGGGGGGGGGGGGGGGGGGGGGGGGGGGGGGGGGGGGGGGGGGGGGGGGGGGGGGGGGGGGGGGGGGGGGGGGGGGGGGGGGGGGGGGGGGGGGGGGGGGGGGGGGGGGGGGGGGGGGGGGGGGGGGGGGGGGGGGGGGGGGGGGGGGGGGGGGGGGGGGGGGGGGGGGGGGGGGGGGGGGGGGGGGGGGGGGGGGGGGGGGGGGGGGGGGGGGGGGGGGGGGGGGGGGGGGGGGGGGGGGGGGGGGGGGGGGGGGGGGGGGGGGGGGGGGGGGGGGGGGGGGGGGGGGGGGGGGGGGGGGGGGGGGGGGGGGGGGGGGGGGGGGGGGGGGGGGGGGGGGGGGGGGGGGGGGGGGGGGGGGGGGGGGGGGGGGGGGGGGGGGGGGGGGGGGGGGGGGGGGGGGGGGGGGGGGGGGGGGGGGGGGGGGGGGGGGGGGGGGGGGGGGGGGGGGGGGGGGGGGGGGGGGGGGGGGGGGGGGGGGGGGGGGGGGGGGGGGGGGGGGGGGGGGGGGGGGGGGGGGGGGGGGGGGGGGGGGGGGGGGGGGGGGGGGGGGGGGGGGGGGGGGGGGGGGGGGGGGGGGGGGGGGGGGGGGGGGGGGGGGGGGGGGGGGGGGGGGGGGGGGGGGGGGGGGGGGGGGGGGGGGGGGGGGGGGGGGGGGGGGGGGGUGGGGGGGGGGGGGGGGGGGGGGGGGGGGGGGGGGGGGGGGGGGGGGGGGGGGGGGGGGGGGGGGGGGGGGGGGGGGGGGGGGGGGGGGGGGGGGGGGGGGGGGGGGGGGGGGGGGGGGGGGGGGGGGGGGGGGGGGGGGGGGGGGGGGGGGGGGGGGGGGGGGGGGGGGGGGGGGGGGGGGGGGGGGGGGGGGGGGGGGGGGGGGGGGGGGGGGGGGGGGGGGGGGGGGGGGGGGGGGGGGGGGGGGGGGGGGGGGGGGGGGGGGGGGGGGGGGGGGGGGGGGGGGGGGGGGGGGGGGGGGGGGGGGGGGGGGGGGGGGGGGGGGGGGGGGGGGGGGGGGGGGGGGGGGGGGGGGGGGGGGGGGGGGGGGGGGGGGGGGGGGGGGGGGGGGGGGGGGGGGGGGGGGGGGGGGGGGGGGGGGGGGGGGGGGGGGGGGGGGGGGGGGGGGGGGGGGGGGGGGGGGGGGGGGGGGGGGGGGGGGGGGGGGGGGGGGGGGGGGGGGGGGGGGGGGGGGGGGGGGGGGGGGGGGGGGGGGGGGGGGGGGGGGGGGGGGGGGGGGGGGGGGGGGGGGGGGGGGGGGGGGGGGGGGGGGGGGGGGGGGGGGGGGGGGGGGGGGGGGGGGGGGGGGGGGGGGGGGGGGGGGGGGGGGGGGGGGGGGGGGGGGGGGGGGGGGGGGGGGGGGGGGGGGGGGGGGGGGGGGGGGGGGGGGGGGGGGGGGGGGGGGGGGGGGGGGGGGGGGGGGGGGGGGGGGGGGGGGGGGGGGGGGGGGGGGGGGGGGGGGGGGGGGGGGGGGGGGGGGGGGGGGGGGGGGUGGGGGGGGGGGGGGGGGGGGGGGGGGGGGGGGGGGGGGGGGGGGGGGGGGGGGGGGGGGGGGGGGGGGGGGGGGGGGGGGGGGGGGGGGGGGGGGGGGGGGGGGGGGGGGGGGGGGGGGGGGGGGGGGGGGGGGGGGGGGGGGGGGGGGGGGGGGGGGGGGGGGGGGGGGGGGGGGGGGGGGGGGGGGGGGGGGGGGGGGGGGGGGGGGGGGGGGGGGGGGGGGGGGGGGGGGGGGGGGGGGGGGGGGGGGGGGGGGGGGGGGGGGGGGGGGGGGGGGGGGGGGGGGGGGGGGGGGGGGGGGGGGGGGGGGGGGGGGGGGGGGGGGGGGGGGGGGGGGGGGGGGGGGGGGGGGGGGGGGGGGGGGGGGGGGGGGGGGGGGGGGGGGGGGGGGGGGGGGGGGGGGGGGGGGGGGGGGGGGGGGGGGGGGGGGGGGGGGGGGGGGGGGGGGGGGGGGGGGGGGGGGGGGGGGGGGGGGGGGGGGGGGGGGGGGGGGGGGGGGGGGGGGGGGGGGGGGGGGGGGGGGGGGGGGGGGGGGGGGGGGGGGGGGGGGGGGGGGGGGGGGGGGGGGGGGGGGGGGGGGGGGGGGGGGGGGGGGGGGGGGGGGGGGGGGGGGGGGGGGGGGGGGGGGGGGGGGGGGGGGGGGGGGGGGGGGGGGGGGGGGGGGGGGGGGGGGGGGGGGGGGGGGGGGGGGGGGGGGGGGGGGGGGGGGGGGGGGGGGGGGGGGGGGGGGGGGGGGGGGGGGGGGGGGGGGGGGGGGGGGGGGGGGGGGGGGGGGGGGGGGGGGGGGGGGGGGGGGGGGGGGGGGGGGGGGGGGGGGGGGGGGGGGGGGGGGGGGGGGGGGGGGGGGGGGGGGGGGGGGGGGGGGGGGGGGGGGGGGGGGGGGGGGGGGGGGGGGGGGGGGGGGGGGGGGGGGGGGGGGGGGGGGGGGGGGGGGGGGGGGGGGGGGGGGGGGGGGGGGGGGGGGGGGGGGGGGGGGGGGGGGGGGGGGGGGGGGGGGGGGGGGGGGGGGGGGGGGGGGGGGGGGGGGGGGGGGGGGGGGGGGGGGGGGGGGGGGGGGGGGGGGGGGGGGGGGGGGGGGGGGGGGGGGGGGGGGGGGGGGGGGGGGGGGGGGGGGGGGGGGGGGGGGGGGGGGGGGGGGGGGGGGGGGGGGGGGGGGGGGGGGGGGGGGGGGGGGGGGGGGGGGGGGGGGGGGGGGGGGGGGGGGGGGGGGGGGGGGGGGGGGGGGGGGGGGGGGGGGGGGGGGGGGGGGGGGGGGGGGGGGGGGGGGGGGGGGGGGGGGGGGGGGGGGGGGGGGGGGGGGGGGGGGGGGGGGGGGGGGGGGGGGGGGGGGGGGGGGGGGGGGGGGGGGGGGGGGGGGGGGGGGGGGGGGGGGGGGGGGGGGGGGGGGGGGGGGGGGGGGGGGGGGGGGGGGGGGGGGGGGGGGGGGGGGGGGGGGGGGGGGGGGGGGGGGGGGGGGGGGGGGGGGGGGGGGGGGGGGGGGGGGGGGGGGGGGGGGGGGGGGGGGGGGGGGGGGGGGGGGGGGGGGGGGGGGGGGGGGGGGGGGGGGGGGGGGGGGGGGGGGGGGGGGGGGGGGGGGGGGGGGGGGGGGGGGGGGGGGGGGGGGGGGGGGGGGGGGGGGGGGGGGGGGGGGGGGGGGGGGGGGGGGGGGGGGGGGGGGGGGGGGGGGGGGGGGGGGGGGGGGGGGGGGGGGGGGGGGGGGGGGGGGGGGGGGGGGGGGGGGGGGGGGGGGGGGGGGGGGGGGGGGGUGGGGGGGGGGGGGGGGGGGGGGGGGGGGGGGGGGGGGGGGGGGGGGGGGGGGGGGGGGGGGGGGGGGGGGGGGGGGGGGGGGGGGGGGGGGGGGGGGGGGGGGGGGGGGGGGGGGGGGGGGGGGGGGGGGGGGGGGGGGGGGGGGGGGGGGGGGGGGGGGGGGGGGGGGGGGGGGGGGGGGGGGGGGGGGGGGGGGGUGGGGGGGGGGGGGGGGGGGGGGGGGGGGGGGGGGGGGGGGGGGGGGGGGGGGGGGGGGGGGGGGGGGGGGGGGGGGAUGGGGGUGGGGGGUUUUGGGGGGGUGUUUUAGUUUUUUUUUGUUUCUGUCAUUUUUGUUGGCUUUUCAUACCCUUCUCCUGUGCUGUUGUUGUUGUUGAGAGAGAUACACACUGA
This is a messenger RNA of Dicrocoelium dendriticum, 6350 nucleotides long. The record is from the annotation of a GenBank genome assembly. NCBI's taxonomy places the organism in Eukaryota, Metazoa, Platyhelminthes, Trematoda, Plagiorchiida, Dicrocoeliidae.